AUGGCUCAAAAAUCAAGCUCAAACCACCCAAAAGUGUGCCCGAGCCUUCAAGCAUAUGAGCCAAGCAGCCCUCAUGUGGAGAUGCCGCAAGCACCACGCAGCAGCCGUGGAGCCGAGGGGCCUUGGUUGUCGCCCCUCGGCUCAAACCCCCAGCUGCUGGCUGGGAGAGCGGGGCAGGGCGCUGCUGCCGACGGAGCCGAGCCUCCUCCCCCCGCUGCGAGCGGCGCCGGGGCUGCCACAUCGGCACCGCUGCUCCGAGAAGGCGCUUCCCGGAGCGGAGCGGGAGCCCAGCGCGCCGGGAGAUGGAGUGCCGCUGCCGCUGUUGCUGCUGCCGCUGCUGCUGCCGCCGCCGCCGCUGCCGCCCCCCGGGACUCGCGCUCCGCCAGGGCCGCCGCGGCAGGCAGCGCGGAAGGCGCCGCGGCCCCUCCGCCCGCCGGGCCCGCGCGGCGGCGGCGGCGGCGAAGCGCGGCCCCCUCCUCCCCGCCCUCCCCACUGCCGCUUCCCCGCCCCCGCCCGGCCCUCGGCUGGGCUCCGCCGCCGGCAGCCGGGCCAUGGCGGGGCGAUGAGGGAGCGGCCGUCCCUGCCCGCAGGCUGCCUGGGGAGGCGGGGAGCGACGGCGCUGGGCGGCUCGGCGGCGCUAGAGCCGGGCGGCGGGGCGGGGGGAUGUGGGGCGCGGGGGCCGCGGCCCUACAGCUCCUCUCCCGGGCCGUGAAGCAGGCGGCGGCGCAGGGGGCCCGGCAGGACCUGGGCCGCUGGCUGUCCCGAGCCGCCGGGACGGCGGCAGGAGGCGGCGGCGGCGGGGACACCGUCGGCUUCGUCCCGGCGGAGGCGGCGGGGGCCGGCGGGCUGCUGCUGGGGCCCUACGCGGAGCAGGGCGGGCUGCCGCCGGCGGAGCUGUUGCUCUGCCAGCUGCCCGAGGCAGGCGGCGGCGGGCCCGGGCUGGCCGAGGCCCGGGGCUGGCGCUGCUCCUGCUGCCUCCUGGGCACCUGCUGGUGCAAGAGCUGCCUCAGCGUGUGCGUCUUGGCGGCCCUCUGCUUCGCCUCGCUGGCCCUGGUGCGCCAGUACCUGCGGGACCUGCUGCUCUGGGCGGAGAGCCUGGACAGCCUGGCCGGCGUGCUGCUCUUCACCGUGGGCUUCAUCGUCGUGUCCUUCCCCUGCGGCUGGGGCUACAUCCUGCUCAAUGUUGCCGCCGGCUACCUCUACGGCUUCGUACUGGGCAUGGGGCUGAUGGUGCUCGGCGUCCUCGUCGGCACCUUCGUCGCCCAUGUGGCCUGCAAGCGGCUGUUGGCCCACUGGGCGCGGGCCAGGAUCCAGGGCAGCGAGACACUCAGCGCCGUCGUCCGUGUCGUGGAAGGUGGCAGCGGCCUCAAGGUGGUGGCUCUGGCACGGCUGACGCCGAUCCCCUUCGGGCUGCAGAACGCCGUGUUCGCGAUUACAGAUUUGUCACUACCGAACUACCUGAUGGCUUCUUCAGUUGGGCUGCUUCCUACUCAGCUCCUGAACUCAUACUUGGGCACUACCUUGCGCACCAUGGAGGAUGUGAUUGCAGAACAAAGUGUUAGUGGCUAUUUUAUAUUCAGUUUACAGAUUGUCAUAAGCAUAGGACUCAUGUUUUAUGUCGUUCACCGAGCUCAAGUGGAACUGAAUGCAGCUAUUGUAGCGUGUGAAAUGGAAAUGAAGACAUCGCUUGUUAAAGACAGUCAACCGAGCAUCAGUGGUUCAACCACAUACUGCAACAAAAGGACUGUAGCAUUCUCUGGAGGAGGUGUUAAUAUUGUGUGAUUUCAAGUAUUAAUAAAGUAGGGUUUUGUGAACCUAAGCUAUUGCCUACAAAUAUCUAUGGACAAUUCAACUAGUUUUAAAAAAAAUUACAAGUGGUUACAGGUUGUACUGUGGCACAAACCAACCGACCAGCUCUUCAAUUGCACACAGGGCGACUUCUAGCAAGAAAGGAAUGAUGGUGAAGUAACUUAAGAUGUAAAUGCAAAUUUGGCUGCACCUUUGGUCAUUUAUUAUGCCUGUCAUGGCCUGUAGUCUGCACUUUAGGUUUUUUUCCUUUGCUCCUAUAAACUGAGAAAUGCUUCUAUAAACUGAGAAAAGCAGCACAGAGGUAAAUAUUUUUCUGCUUAGCAUUAUUUAUAAGGCUGAAUAAUUAUAUGCAGUAGAAUUUUAUUACUGAUAAAGAUGAAUGAGAAAGUAUGCAAUUCAAUGUAUAUUAUUCUUGAAUGUGCUUUUGCUUUGGAAUUGCUUCCAGAACUUGGAGUGUAUUAUUUAGCUAAUGAUGGGACCAUUUGGCUUUUUCUUCAUUUUUGAUUUUAAAAAAAGAGAACCCUAUAUAAAGUUUUGGUUUAAUGUAUUUUUGUAAGUCAUUAAAAAUGUUGCGGAGCCAUGCAUAUGUAUUCACACAAGCUUAAAUCCUACAUUGUGGGACUGAAGUGCUCUUAAAUAACAUUUUAAGUUACACUGUGUAAUAUGCAAAGUAAAAGGGAAAAUACAGAAGUUAUAAUAGAUUGCAGUGACUAUUCAAAGGAGACUUCAUGACUUAAUUGUUGCAUUGGUUUUACCACCUUGGUGAUUGUAACAAAGGGCUGUUCCACGUUAGUCCUAUUUAUAAUAUUUUUUAAUUGUUCAAAGGAUGGAGUUUUUCAACUCACAUGCCUGCAUGUAAUAAGGCUUCCAGAACAGGGAGCUAAAUUUCUCCUUUAAACAAAAUGAUGGGAUACUGGCAGUACCAAUCUUACACGAAGGUGGCCUUUAUUUUGUAAGUGAAUCCCCCCUCCCUUUAAAAAGCUUUAAAAAUUCACUUUGGUUGGCAUGUUUUUUUCUAAAAGUUUUACAUUUUUUAAAAGACGCAAUCUAUUAUAAAUUUCAUCAGAGUGAAGAUAUGAAAACUAGAGGUUCUCCUUGGAAAAAUAAAUAAUCCAGUAAUAGAGGAGGACAGUAAUGUCUCUGAGACUCAGGAAUUCUGACUCCAUUUUUGCAAGACAACACUGUAUUGGAUAAUGCUCCUUUUACGUGUACUGUGGACUAUUUUUCACUGCGUUUGAAUAGACUGGAUAACCCGAUAGUAACUUGUGUGUGUGUGUGUAAAAGGAAAACAACAAUAAUUCCUGAACAUGAUGUCUUGUAGGUGAGUUUCAUGUAGAUAUACGUACCAAUGUUCAAUUGCUCAAACACACACACGUCAUCCGAUACAAAAAUCAUGUAAUGCAUUGCUUAUUUUGUAGUUAUUUUGUGUAAGUUUUUAAGGAUGCUUUCAGUCUUCAAAAUUUUGUUAUUUUCUGAUAGUAUGACUGUGCCUCCUUUUUGUAAGGCUGUUUGUUGGGUUCAAGCAUUUUUGUGUUGUUGAGAAUAGCAGAUCUUCCAGGUUGUUGGGAAGCAGAGAUUUGAUAGCCUCUAACAGUCUUACUGUGAGGAUGUAUGGUGCUCGCAUAACUUGACAUCUGCGCAUUCCUUGGUAGUGGAAUUUCAAUUUUGUUCUUUAAAUAUGUAACCUUUACCUUUGCAGACUGCUGUUCUUGGGUCUUGUGACCUAAGGAACAGAACUAGUUAAAGGAAACAACAAAGUUCAGAUUGUCUCCUUUUUGUUGUUUUGGGGUUUGGGUGGUUUUUUUUUUUUCCUUAAUUUGGUUGGUUUGUUUUUGAAACGGCAAUUUGUAUAUACCUGGAAGUGUUCAUUUACACAUCUCUGCCUCUGACAGCUCCUGUGUGAAAACAAGAGAGCCAGAUAACUUUUUGAUGGCGUUAUUUGUCAUCAUAGUAUAAUUGAGCCCUUUCUUAACUAAAGGUUUUUUAUUUUUUUUGUUUCUUGGAAAGAACAGUCCUUCAAUAAAUGAACUGAUCUGAACUUUGCUCAGUCUUGCCAAAUCAACAAUAGUGUUUUGAAGAGGGUGUCUCUUUCUUUGCAUUUUUUAACUAACUUAAGGUUGUGUUUAUUAUUCGAGAACAUUUCCCAAACACGUAUUUUGAAGUGCUUUUAUUUCCAUGACAUUUUGUAACCAGAGUAACUUCACUAUGUGAACACUUUUGUAGUAUGGAAUUAGUUCUUACGACUUUUGCAUUUUGCUUGAUACUUGUAAUAUUUGUGUACAAGUUAAUGGGAAAUGUGCAUUAAAAGGAACUUUUCUGUACCAUGCCAAUCAUAAUUUUAUACAAUAAAUUCACUCAAAUU
Gymnogyps californianus (California condor) is the source of this 4171-nucleotide messenger RNA. RefSeq names its product transmembrane protein 64 (gene TMEM64). Lineage: Eukaryota; Metazoa; Chordata; Aves; Accipitriformes; Cathartidae. The record is from RefSeq and is a predicted model, not a curated record.